GCGGUUGCUUCGGUCCUUUUAAAAAAGUACGACCGAGUUUCCGAGACGAGACGCACGAGGCCCCGGGCCUAGUGACCGAUUCAGAAAAUCAUAUCACACGAUAUCAUAUCGAUAUACGAGAUAGAGGAGAGAAACAGAGAGAGGUGUUCCGCGAGGGAGAGAUCGUCGCGUGCCGGCCGACCAAACGUCGACGGGCGCGCACGCGGUAGAGACCCAUAGCCAGUUUUAUAGCCCGUCUUAUUACCCCGGUUUAUUGCGUCGUAACGGUUUAACGAUCAUCGCCCGUUUCCACCACCUAGACCGCCGGUUUACAUUCUUACCGGUAGCGGUAACCAUAACAAGCUCAUAAAAGCCCCCGCCGCUGCCAUGAGUCCCAUUCGGAAUUAUACUCGUACGGCCUAUUGACAUUGACACUCUUGGGUGCAACCGCUUAUACCUACCGAUGACUUUUAUGACCUCUUAAAACGGUUUAAUGCCUGUUUGCUUGUCCCUUGUCGACGCUGUCACCUGUCGCCACCCGCGUCAAACAGCGUAUCGGUGUUUGGACGCGACGCGCCUACCUCUCGCUUUUUGGCGCCAACUACUACCGGAACACGAACUCGGAACUAUCACGACCAAUUCGAUAUUCUUCGUCUUCCGUGAGACAAAUAGUGGAUCUUAAACGGUGAACGGACCUUUUUAAUACAUUCGGAAAACGCGACGAGAAAUAUCGCGCAGAGCAUGGACUCUAAUAUUGUUCGCAAUUAAAAAAAAACUUAUUUCUCCAUUCUCUCCGUCCUCUCGACAAUUACGAAGAAAAAUAGACGAGAACAAUAUAAAACGAGAAUUGUUUGAACGAGGCCCUUCAUAAUUCGCCUCCCCGAUCGCGAGUUCGCCGUUAUAUUUUUUAUUGUUUCUCGAGUGGCGGUGUUUCAGUGCAAGUGAUUCAAAAUACCCGGGAUAAUGAACUCGUAUUUUGAGCAGACUGCGGGUGGCUUCUACGGAAGUCACCACCAUCAGACAGGAGCCGCCAGUCAACAUCAUGAUCCAGCCACAGCAGCUGCUUAUCGAAGUUUCCCUCUCGGCCUGGGUAUGUCACCUUACGCAUCCACUCAGCAUCAUCAUCACACCUCUUCGUCAUUGGGCAUACAUCCGGGCGGAGGAACGAACACGAGACCACCUCAAGAUUCACCGUACGACGCGAGCGUCGCGACGGCUUGCAAACUUUAUUCAACAACACCCGAGGCAACUGGACACACUACAUCCUCAUAUUCGACCACAGCGACCAAGGACUGUAAGCAACAAGAUCAAGCAUCGGCGCAUCAGAAUGGUUACGCUGCAGUGAUGGCAGCUGCGGCCGUCAAGGACGUUUGGCAGUCAGCGACCUCGGGAGCGAACAGUCAGAGCAAUUCGGUGGUUCGUCCAUCAGCGUGCACUCCAGAAGGAACGAGAGUUGGUAGCUACGGUGGUCUCGUAGGCGGUGAUCCAGCAUCGAGUCCUGGUAACAACAGUUCCUCGAGGUCCCUCACGUCGUCCUGGAACACCUGCAGUUUGAACUCGUCCGCGAGCCAACCGGUUGCCACGCAACUACAUCAGCAACCCACCAACCAUACGUUCUACCCCUGGAUGGCUAUAGCAGGUAAGGAAGAUAUUGCUAAGCCACAUUGGACAUGGUUGCAAGGAGCGAACGGAAUGCGCAGGCGCGGCCGCCAGACCUACACGCGCUACCAGACGCUCGAACUGGAGAAGGAAUUCCACACGAACCACUACCUCACCAGGCGGAGGCGGAUCGAGAUGGCACACUCGCUCUGCCUGACGGAACGGCAGAUCAAGAUCUGGUUCCAGAAUCGGCGGAUGAAGCUGAAGAAGGAGAUACAGGCGAUCAAGGAGCUGAACGAACAGGAGAAACAGGCGCAGGCGCAGAAGGCAGCGGCAGCAGCGGCCGCGGCUGCGCAUCAGCAGCAAGCGGCCGGUGGGGGACCGGAGGGGGCCAACUAGGGGUACGCCCUGCACCGGAGCCCCCCUGACCACCCCACCACCAAUCCACACCACCCUCUGCUAGCACCGCAAUGUACACAGCUAUAUUAAAGGUGAGUGGCAGGCUGCAUCCACUGUCUCUGUAAUGCCAAAUAGAUGGUCGAUGUGCGUAUCUGUCGAUCGUCAAUUUAUCGGUUGCGGCGAAUCGGAUGCUGCACCCGGUGAGUGACGAACCCGCCUCCUGCUCCCCCCUCCUCCCCCUCCCCGCGCGCCACCGCAACCAUCACCACCCCCAUGGAGAAACCUCCUGUCAGCUCACUUUGACCAAUAAUCCCGCAGACCAAUCAGUAUCCAAGUGCACAGUGACGUCCGUACAAGCCUAGUAUUGUCUAGUAGUUCACCCUUUGCCCCUUUCCCCUUCCCCGCCUCCCACAUUUCUGGCCUCUCUCUAUCUGUGGCCCCCUUGCUUUUGGCGCAGUAGUGUGUGUGUAGAUAGAGGGGGUGAGUUAUACGGAGUAUAGUUCCGCUCGUUAAAACAACCGAUCUCCGUCCCGUAUCUCGUUUUCGAGCGUGAAAAGGCGAAAAGGCGACGACACGCGUGAACAACAACACGUUCAUAGAAACGAUCACCGAGAAACAUUAUGUAUGUGUCCAGAUGUUUCUCAUAAUGUCUCGUUGUUCUCGGGUUUUAUCUCUGCUCACGGCAACGGUGGUGGUAUAUGGUGCGUUGGGAUGCGCGCAAUCUCUCUCUGAAAACCUAAAUACGUAAACGAAAUGGCUAAGAGUUAAUAAUUAGUAAGUUAACGCUUAGGAAGUGAGCACAAGUAUCCUCGAGUGUCAACACACUAUGGCGAUCGACACGGGUAUAUGAACGAUUAAGAGGGGGGGUUGAUUCGGCAGUUUUCGUUUUUAUCGACACGCGUUGUCUCCCCGGUGAUUAAAAUAAUUAUUUUUUUCUCUUUCGCGAAUCGAUAUAUUAUACAGAGAAAGAGAGAGAGAGAGAGAGAAAAAGAAUGGAAUAUAUUUUGCUGAUAUACUAUUCUUCUUAUUUAAAAUUUUUAUCUAGCAUAAUGAAAAUUAAAAUACUUAAUCGUUUAAUUGUGGAAUCGAGUCUUUGAAUUCGUAUAUAUACCAUGUAUGAUGCCAAUAUUAUAUGUCUUUCGUAAUUAAAAGGUUAAGAGAAAUAAAUUUGAUCUUAUUCUAAAUUCUUAAAAUUAUAUUUCUCAUUUAAAAAUUAAAAAAUGCAAAAAACUUAAGUUAUUUCGACAAAAAAAAAUAGCUAGAUAGGAAAAUUUUAAGUAAAAAGGAUUGAUAUGUUUUACGAAUGCUGCCAUUCCCUCCCCUUCCUUGUUUUUUGUUAACUUAGCGAUUAUUUUGUUUUAUUUCGCUUGUUUGAUCGCAUACACUCGCUGAUACCACGAUCCCUUCCAUAGCGUGUUAAUAAUGCUACGACUGCUGUUGAUGUUAUGUUUUUGUUAAUUAUUAUUAUUUUUUUUUUUAUUUGUCUGCGGAAACGACACGAGAACACGUUUCUAUCGUUAUCAUGUGUCUCGAUGUUUCUUUCGAGCAUUAAUCUCUUUCGAAGAGAAAUAAAGAAAAAGGGGAUAGCAAUAAUAUUAGAAUAUUUGUCUAUGACAAUGUCCCGAUCUUUUUUUCGAGCACACUAAAAGACGAUAAAAACGUGUUUCUUUCGAUCGGUACAAAAUAUAUAUGUUGAUGUUCGAUAAUUUUGUUAAAUAUUAUAUAUUAUAGAAAAAAACGUUUAUGCGAUGCGUAUAAGCGCCACUAUACCAGGCCGAAAAAAUGGUAAAAUGGCGCAUGCGCGGUUUUUCUCUUACGAGUCGAAUGUAACCUUUAUACGCCGAACACGUAUAAAGAAAAAAGAAAAAAAACAUUAAAGAUACACAGAUUCCUUACUUCUUCCGUACUUCCUUUUUUUUCUUUCACUGUGUUCGUUUAUAAUAAUUUCUCUCUCUAUCUGUGAAUCGUCUCGAUUCCUCGUUCCAAACGAAGAGAAAUCGAACGAAACUCCGAUAGACAUUUUAACGAAGCAAGAUUAUUACAUUGUACGUACCUACUUAGUACCUAUAAACGCCUACCCAGACACAAAGUGUGCGUGGCGCUAUCCUAAGGCAGUAAAACACAACUAUUCUAGUUAAUGAAUGUAUACGAAUAGCCGCUAAGAGACACGCAAGAAUAAUAGGUAAACGCAGUAUUUCUAAGAGGAAUGUAAUGUUAAUAAUUAUUUAUUUUGUGGAUCUCGGUGAAACGGGAAGAAUGGAAAAAUAAAACUGAUAAAAAAUUAUAAUAAUAAAAAAAAAAGAGACGAAGUUAGAACGCGCGAAAAAGAAUUAUAUAUAUAUGAAUAGAAAGAAUAUACACAUUCGUCGCUCUGCUGUGCUGUAAAAUGUUUUAAACUAUGGAUUUCUUUAUAGGCAAAUAGGCCUAUAUCUCUUAGGGAUAGGCGUAUCCAUGCGUAGUGGUAGCCGCAUCAUCAUUAUCAUCAUUAUCAUCAUCAUUAUUAUCAUCAUUAUCAUUACCAUCAUCAUUAUCAUUGUCACUAUCAUUAUCAUUAUCAUUAUCAUUAUCAUCAUUUUUUUCACUGUUAUUUCUUUUUUCCGCGAUGAUGGCGACAUAAGAAUGAAAGGAAAACGAAUAUCUACAAGGCAAACACACAGCAUCCUCUUUUGUAAUAUAAUUCUAGAAUAUCGGUUGUUUACCAAUUUGGAUCCUGAUUGUAUGUAUACCCGCGAGAGCGACCAGGGCCGCAUCUGCUGCCUAUGCGUGGAAACCACGUGUUGUAAAACGACGUGUAUAAAACUAAAGAGACGAUUUUUGUUUCUCUAGGGGGCGGUUGCUGCUCUGAACGCUGAUUGUAAUAUUACCUUGAUUAUACGAUUACUAAGGAAAAAAAGGAACAAAAUAAAUGCGAUGUAAACUUGA
Molecule: messenger RNA, 4899 nt
Organism: Apis laboriosa (Himalayan honeybee)
Lineage: Eukaryota; Metazoa; Arthropoda; Insecta; Hymenoptera; Apidae
Gene: Ubx
Product: homeotic protein ultrabithorax-like
Exons: 4
Coding region: 943-1977 (344 amino acids)
Biological process (GO): anterior/posterior pattern specification; negative regulation of transcription by RNA polymerase II
Cellular component (GO): nucleus
Molecular function (GO): RNA polymerase II cis-regulatory region sequence-specific DNA binding; DNA-binding transcription factor activity, RNA polymerase II-specific
Source: RefSeq, a predicted model, not a curated record